Messenger RNA from Prorocentrum cordatum, 2559 nucleotides. NCBI's taxonomy places the organism in Eukaryota, Dinophyceae, Prorocentrales, Prorocentraceae. The record is from the annotation of a GenBank genome assembly.
AUGGGGCCAGCCGCGGCCCGCAGGCGGCGCGCGGCAGCCCGCGUGCUCGCUUGCGUGCCCCAGUGGGGCUGGCGGCCUCGCAUGCUGAAGCUGUUCUUCUUCUGCCUCGUCGGCGCCGUCUGCGGCGAGCGCUGGAGCUCCCUGGGGCGCUGGAACCCCCACUCGCUGGCCACGGCGCACCGCCUCGACGAGGUCUCCGCGGUGCUGCGCAACGUCGGGGCCAUCGGCUUGCCUGGCACGGGCGUGCGAUCAUGGCAAGGUGAAGCUCACCAUGCGGCAUCGGCGCCAUACCACCACACUGCGCAGUUCGGCUGGGCUCGGAGUCGCCUCGUCACGAAGGCUGGCGGCUGCGCCGCCAUGAUCAACAAGACCUGGCUCGCCAAGAAGGAUCUCAGGCGGAUCGUCACCCCGCCCUUCGCUCUGCUUGGGCGCGGCGGCCCCGCGCACGUCUCGUCGGGGCCCGCCGCGGUCGCGACGACGGUGCGGUACUUCCCCCCGAAGCCGAGCAUGGGCGGAAGCGUCGAAGUCUACAAGGACACGUGCGACCAGCUGCUCAGGUGGGCGAAGCAGGAGUUCUUGGAGACCCCGCAGAGGUACACGCCCGUGAUCUGCAUGGACCUCAACCCGGGCCUGGUGGCCAAGGCGAACUCCGACGUCGUGGGCGCGUUCGGGCCCGAGAAGGAGACGGCGCGCGGGUCCGCCGCCCACGAGUGGCUGUCCACCGUCGGGCUCAUCGCCAUCAAUACCCACUACGAUUGUGGCCACACCUUCGAGGGGGCCAACGGCACCAGCCAGAUCGACUACGUCUGCACCCCCGCAGCGGCGGCGCCGCUGGUCUCCUGGACGAAGAUGGUGCUGCCGAUCGUGUUCGCCCCCCUGCGGGAACGCUGGGACCGCGCCAAGCUCAGCCAGGCCGCCCUGACGGGCGAGGGCCGCGAGGCGUUCCUGGACCAGCUCCAGUACGUGCUGGAGUCUCACUGCGCGUCCUUCGAGGCGCUGGAGAGCCGCGAGGUCACGACGGGCCACGCUGCGCUGCUGAUGAACAUGAUCCUGAAGCACUUCUCCCAGGCCCCUGCGUACAACGAGCUAGCCGCCCGCAUGACGAAUGAGAAGUGGAGGUUGCUGACGGGCCGCAGGACUCUGCUGGGUGACGCGCCUGCUGCGGCGGCGGCGGCUGACACGACGACAACUUCGGAGGUGGCCAAGCCGACAGUGGCGACCAAGGCGCACACGAAGACCCUGAAGCCACAUCGGCGGAAGUUCUUGGCGGAGAGGAGGAGGAUGACGGAGGAGGACCUGGCGCGCGCGUGGAAGCUGAGGGGCAUGGCGGCGUCCCCGCGGCUGUCGCGUGCUUUGGCUGGCACUGGCGCUGGCAUCAAGAACAGGAGCUACCGCGCGAACCCGAGCUUCUCGCCGUCGGUGUCCGAGUGGGUGCUGUUCCUGGAGCUCCCCCCGCUGAGUGGUGGCGUGGCGGGCGAAUCGGUGACAGUCCUGUGUUGUGCUGAGCUCACCGAGGAGAGGUGCACGCAGCUGAAGGACGCCGACGAGAUUGCGACCCCCGACAACUAUGAGGUUCCCGAUCUUGCGCUGGUGCAGGCGCUGAUGGACUUCAAGAUGACGGCCAAGGCGUCCUUCAGGCUCUCCAGGCUGGCGCUGCAGGUGAGGGGGACGGAGACUCUACCGCUCCAGGCCCCCCUCUCGUUCGGGUUCGCGCCUGGCAAGAAGAACGGGAAGGUCGCGGCGUGGAAGGGGCGUCAUAGUGGCCAACCCAUGCUUCACAAGAGCUACGACGCGACGAAUGCGUUCGCCUGCGGAUCGAAGGACCAGCUGGAGGAGCGCGCGCAUGCCAGGCUGGCGGGGGAGGAGGAGAACACGGAUGCUGAUAUCUGCUACGCCACGGCUGUGACGAGUACGAGACGAAGCCGCCUCACGGUGAUCAUCGACGCCGCUGACGACAGGUGCGCGGUUCGCAGUGGCAGCGGCGGCUUCAUGGGCGACGCGUCGCAGCCCGAGUUUGUCACGGAGAACUACCAUCAUGCGGUUCGCGCCUGGUCCGCCUUGCAGCGGAUGAAGGACGCGGCGAAGCAGGCCAAGGACGCGAACGACAAGCCCGCGGAGGCCCAGGCGGACAAGGACGCGGCCGCCGCCUCUCUCGCGCUGCGCGAGCUCGGCCCCCCGACGGCAACGAUGUUCUGCGCGAUGGUCGAGGCGCUCGCGGGGGAGGAGGUCGGGCGCGCCAACAGACAGACGCUCGAGGCGUGGUCCACGGCCAUGGUUGGCGACCCGCCCGGCUUCGUCAAGCUGUGCAGGUUCGAGAACUGGUACCAGAAGGACAUGGUCAAGAUCGUGUUCCCGAUCAACGACCAGACCAAGGAGAACAUCCUCACGGACUCAUUCAAGCAGCUCGACUGCGUGGUCACGUCGGGCACUGCGCCCGCUGGAUACAUGGAGGACGAGCUCUCGGCCUGGAUCGACGACUCCAGGAGGUCGAACUACCCCGUCUACCUCGUGGUGGACGACCGCUCUGACGUGUGGCCGCGCACAGCGUCGCGCCUUUGA